CGUUGGUGGACUGACGGGACACUCGCGCGACGCAUUCUCUAUCGAUCCGUCUCGCAAUGCAUCCUUUCAGUCCGUCGCUGCUGCUGCUGCUGCUAUCGUUCGCUACGGUGAACGGUGCGUUCCUAUCCAAUCUAAACGCCACCUGCUUCCGGUGCAUCUGCGACGCAUCCACCGGUUGCAGCACGUCCACCACCUGCAGACAGUCGUACUGCGGUCCGUUCUCCAUCUCGCGCGCCUACUGGAUGGAUGCGGGCAGGGUGGUCCUGCCGGCGGACGAACCGACCCGCUGGGGUGCGUUCGAGGACUGUGCGAACGAUUACGACUGCGCGACCGGCAUCGUGACGCAGUACAUGGAAAAGUACGGCACCGACUGCAACGGGGACGGGCUGGUGGACUGCGUCGACUACACGAUGCUGCACGUGAACGGUGGGCCGCGCUGCCAGGGUGCGCUCGGUGGCACGUUCGCCAGCCGGUUCUACCAGUGUUUGCGCGCGGGUAAGCGCGAUUCGAGUCGAACUUUCGGAUAGUACUAGCCCAAAAUGAAUAGCCGGGGACCGAGACAAACUGUACGCAAGCCCCAAAGCACUACUCGCGCGAUGGGUCGGUAGCAAUUGCAUUGCACUUCAUAGUAGCUGGUAUAAUUGGAAACCUGUUCUGUUUUUGUUUCUGUCUCUGCAAGCCCAAACACUAAUUAAGUUCAACAAAGCACACACACACAGUGCUUCUCUCGAUGUGCGAAAACAAGUAAACGUAUCAAUAUAUAGAUAUGUGUGUAUAAUAAUAAUAAUAAUAAUAAUAAUAAUAAAAAAUAAACAAACAAACAAACCUAA
This is a messenger RNA of Anopheles arabiensis, 830 nucleotides long. RefSeq names its product lysozyme-like. The record is from RefSeq and is a predicted model, not a curated record. Gene Ontology annotation, molecular function: lysozyme activity. Bases 57 to 527 code for a protein of 156 amino acids. NCBI's taxonomy places the organism in Eukaryota, Metazoa, Arthropoda, Insecta, Diptera, Culicidae. The transcript has 2 exons.